AUGCCUCCGAUACUUCCACCCCCCGACGAGCAGGAGUACGAUCAGCCCUCGACAAUCGUUGAGCUACCAGGACGCGACCUGAGCGCUGGAAACAACCUCUUCUUCUACUUCACCUCGUCGCCAUGGUUCGAUCCGGAGGAUUGUAUCAAUAUAGCUGUCUUUACAAACCUCAAUCUCCAGGAUCCGGCUAAUGCCCAACAUGUUAUGAACGACCCGAAACUAUGGAACCAAAGGCUCAAAGACACGCCAACAGGAAUACAAUAUGUAAUAGCUGGCGAAGGGCAGGGUGAGGGCCAUCCAUGGCUACUUCAGCGCCAACACAAGCUCGAGAUUACAAAAGACGAUGGCAACAAGGAGAUUGGCAUGUUUGUUGAGGGUAACUGGUACACGCAUGGAACCAAGGUUCUCAUGGCGCCGAGCUUGCUGGACGUUGUGCAGAGUCGACUACUCACAGUGUCGACGCGCAUGCAACAGAUGGCUGAGAUAUCCAAGAACAUGACACAUUGGACGCCUGCGACCGGGUACUCCUAUUUCCCUCCUUCACACGAAGCUACGAAAGCUGCGGCGACAGCGAGUCGAAUCGGUAGCCCAACGCUGGCGCCAACGGAUCCAGACGUCGCGGGCUCGCAAUCACAGGGCGCAGGAGCGGGUGCGACGGCACAGGCGACAGAUCCACUGGCAUCUACCACGGAGUUCUCCGACGCACUAUUCAUGCAUUCGCUAAAUCUCACAAACGCGUACGGAGACGAGUACAUGGACGAGAACCCACUGAAGGGCGAGCCAGGCGCGUUCGUCUUCGAGGGUACCAAGACCGCCGUGAGCGCGAGGAACAAGGCCCAAGAGCAAGCAGCGCAAGCAACGCAGUCGGCACCAACCGUGGGACUGAAAAUCGAGACACAGCCGCCGAGCGUAGCGCCAUCUGUUGUAGGCACACCGAAGACGAUAGGGACGCCGACUACAUUGGAGGCACAGGGUAAGAAAGGCACCAUUGCUGCCGCGCCCAAGAGGAAGAAGGACAGGAGGAAGAGUCAAGGUGGAUUAACGAGUCCGAGCACGCCGAGUGUGCCGUAG
This is a messenger RNA of Alternaria atra, 1071 nucleotides long. RefSeq lists its product as uncharacterized. The record is from RefSeq and is a predicted model, not a curated record. Gene Ontology annotation, cellular component: core mediator complex; mediator complex. Lineage: Eukaryota; Fungi; Ascomycota; Dothideomycetes; Pleosporales; Pleosporaceae. The coding region runs from base 1 to 1071 and encodes 356 amino acids. Gene Ontology annotation, biological process: regulation of transcription by RNA polymerase II. The transcript has a single exon. Gene Ontology annotation, molecular function: transcription coactivator activity.